This is a messenger RNA of Alosa alosa (allis shad), 2500 nucleotides long. Its product is annotated as LETM1 domain-containing protein 1-like. Bases 92 to 1138 code for a protein of 348 amino acids. Lineage: Eukaryota; Metazoa; Chordata; Actinopteri; Clupeiformes; Clupeidae. Gene Ontology annotation, biological process: intracellular monoatomic cation homeostasis. The record is from RefSeq and is a predicted model, not a curated record. Gene Ontology annotation, cellular component: mitochondrial inner membrane. Gene Ontology annotation, molecular function: ribosome binding. The transcript has 9 exons.
AAUCGCGCUGUUAAAAAGCAAGGCAACCGUCUGUGAAUGGGUGUGCACUGUGCAGAAGCGUACACAUCGCCUGUUUCAAUCUUUUGCCACAAUGGCGAUGUGUGGGACACACGUCCGAAGUUGUAUUGCUUUGACAGUUAGGUGUGCUAGUCAAUGCACAUAUGGAACAUACAAUGGCUCAUCUCAGAGGGCUGUCCUGACUGUCACAUCAAUGAGGAUGUUCUCAACAUCCCAUGCCCGACAAGGUAUUCUGCAGAGGGCAAAUGACAGGUUUGAGAGCUUCUUGGAUCAUCGUUUCCCAGCCUUUUAUGUAUAUUAUCACACAUUUAUGAAGGGUUUCAAGCUCCUGCUUGAGGAUAUGACAGAAGCAAGGAAGAUUAAAGUAAAAAUGAAUACAAAUGGAAUUCCAUUCAAAGAGCUUCCUUAUCGAGAGAUGGAGCGUCUUCGUUUGGUGCGUAAGGAUAUAAUCAAGGCCAUUCCUAUGGUCAUUAUUUCACUGCCUCCCUUUGCUAUCUGUUUGGUGUUCACCCUUAUGUACCUUUUCCCUCGUCAGCUAUUGUUCCACCACUUUUGGACGCCGCAGCAGCAGAGGGACUUUAAGAAGCUUUACCACGAGCAGAGGGCCAGGCAUCACUAUGCCAUCCUGACAGGCAUGGAGAGCUCCAUUCCAUGUGUAGAGAAGUGGAUGCUCCGCAGUCACUUGCAAUCCCUAUGCACCAAGGUCCAAAGUGGUACUCACCCUGAAGUGUCAGACCUCUGGUUGGUGCAGGGCGUCUUCAGUGGCCACCCAUUGGGAUUCAACAAUAUCAGGAACAGCCACAUGAGGUUACUCGCCUCUCAGCUGUUGUUGACGCCGUGGCUGCCUGCCUUCAUGGCUCGCCGGCGGCUGAGUGCCAAAGGCCUGGAGCUGCUGCAUCUGGACCGAGCUCUGAGUAGCCUUGGCGUGGACCAGCUUUGUGACGCCGAAGUCGAGGAGGCUUGCUACCUGCGGGGCCUUGAUACCAGUAGCCUCAGCACCAGCCAGUGGCGAGAAUGGCUUAAGCAGUGGCUCCAGCUGUCUUCCCAGGUCAAAGAAUCUGAGACAUCUUUGCUGUUACAUAGUAUGGUGCUGCUGUCUGUGAAUUACCCGGCACAUUGAAAAGGAGAAGAGGCUUUGGUUGCUUGUGCCAUCAUGCCUCAAGCUCAACAGGCAAGACUACACUCAUGACUGCGCCAUCAUGCCUCAAGCUCAACAGGCAAGACUACACUCAUGACUGCGAAAUGUCAUGCUGCAUUUAGACCAAGAGAAGCACGUUCCUGCGAAGGACAAGACCCUGUUUACACCCACAGAGGGAGUGUUUGUAUGCCUCUCGGCCUGCUCUCAUGAGUUUAAGUAUUCCAGUCCUGAAUACAAUCCAGUCAUCACAGAUCACACACAUACACAUAGACACAAACACACACAAACACACAAACACACACACACACACACACACACACACACACACACACACACACACACACACACACACACAAGUGAAUUGGCAGGUGGUAACACUUCUACUGUCUGAGAGAGGAAAACAAUUCAUUUUUUUAUUUCUAUUUUUGUCUUUGUUUCUCCCACCUGAAACCAUAAACCUUAAAUUGAUGCGCCUGUAUAUCUAACUCUCCUAAAUAUACACAUGAAUACUGGUAAUGUGCUAUUGCUAUUAAUAACACAUGGUAAAGUGACUUACCUGACUAGGGAAGAAUAUGUGGCAUCAUGUAAGGGAUAUACUCAGCAUCAUCUCAUUGAAUACCUAGUGGUCACAGGAACAUUUUGGAUUGCGUAAGUUACAACGGACUGUGCCAACACAGGCUUACUCUAGAAGCUUUCACAGAAGCCUGAAGCUCAUUCUUGUGCCAUUCAUUCGGCAGAUAGUUGAGUGUGAUGUUGGCAUCUUCUUUUUAAAUAUCUGCUUCAAAAGAAGUUUGUUAGCCUUGUUGCUAACCAUUGAUGUUUUUGAGUGGGCAAGAGUCAUCAGUUUACCUCAUUGUCUGAAGUUCUCAGGAUUCUUUUGGGUCUGUAUUUAAUGAUUAUUUAAAUUAUAUUUUAUACAUAUAUGAUGUUUCUUUUCUGUUUCUUUUCAAGUUGUUGUUGUGUUUUUGUUUUGCUAUGCAAGUUUACCAAUGAUGUGGGGGAAUUAUUACUUCUGUAAAACGAAGAAAAAUGAGACUGGCUUGUAAAUGAAAAAGAGAGCUGUCAGUAUGCCCUUCAAACUUUCAGAAAGGGUUAGCACUGAACCCGAAUGCAUAGUGAGGUUGGGUACUGGUUGGGCUAAAGCACUAAGGCUAUUCAUCUGGUCAAUGUAUCCAUUUCUUUUCUCAUGGGAUUUGACAGUGAGAGGGAAGUAUUGGCACUUACUCUGUAAAUGCGCAUCACGAUACAGGGACCACAAUAUACAAUGUGUACUGGAACAGUCCUAUACCACAACUACAUGUCGGAAUGUUGAUAUUUGCAAUAAAUCAGAUACGUACAAAGAAA